Patiria miniata (bat star) is the source of this 993-nucleotide messenger RNA. RefSeq names its product trace amine-associated receptor 8-like. Gene Ontology annotation, molecular function: G protein-coupled receptor activity. The transcript has a single exon. The record is from RefSeq and is a predicted model, not a curated record. Gene Ontology annotation, cellular component: membrane. NCBI's taxonomy places the organism in Eukaryota, Metazoa, Echinodermata, Asteroidea, Valvatida, Asterinidae. Bases 1 to 993 code for a protein of 330 amino acids. Gene Ontology annotation, biological process: G protein-coupled receptor signaling pathway.
AUGGCGUCGCCGACCAAUUCCACACAGCUGGAGGAUCAGGAGCCUCCUUACAACCCAUUACAGCUUGCCAUACUUGUAACUCUCUUCAUCAUUAUUGGGUUGUCUAUGCUUGUGGGCUACCUCUGGGUGAUUGUGACCGUGGCUCGCAAUUCACACCUCCGCACCGUCUCCAACUCCUUCCUGGCAAGCCUUUCCGUGGCUGAGAUUUUCACCGGAGUUUUGGGCCAACCCAGCAUAAUCGUUUUCGUAAACUUACAAACUUUCAGCCAGAUUUCCUACUUCUUCUCGGUCUGGGUAGUAUCUUUCUGUUUCGUGGGAUAUUUCUUGAAUGCAGUUCUCAUAGCGGCCGACAAGUGGUUCAAAAUCUCCCAUCCUUUUGUUUACGUCCGGAUGAUGACGCGGGCCAAGUGUGCCGUCUGCCUGGCCGUGGUUUGGGGGUUGGCCACGGUAGGCACUCUCCUUGGCGCGGUCGGUCAAACCUUCUUGUCCAACAUUUCGUUGGAGAAUUCAGACGCCGCCUAUACCUCUUUGGUUUCGGGGACUUUGGUCUACUUUUAUGUGUUUAUUUUACCUAGCAUAGUCAUCAUCAUGGUAUUUAACUGCUUGAUCGUGCGUAUUGCGAGGCGCCAGGCACGGGCCAUAGCGGCAGAUCUACCGGUCCCUCCCCGGCAGUUGAAUCCUGGUGAUCCCCAAAACGCUCAGGUUGAGGUCAACCAUCGCAAGAGCACCAAACAAUUCUCCAUCUUUCUGUUUACAUUUGUGCUGGCCUGGGUCCCCCUGGCCGUUAUAUUAUACGUUAUGAGCUUCUUUGGUGCCCUGUCCAUGGUGUCACUCAAUGUUGUAUUCUUGGCCUUUUCGACGGUCGCAGUGGGCCAGGCGGCAUUUGGAACUUUUAUUCUGACGAUCCUACAGCCCGAGUUCAGACAGAUACUGAAGCUGAACCUGCGAUAUGUGGGGAAGAAACUGCGUUGUUUCCCCCGCGGGAGCCAAUAA